Molecule: messenger RNA, 840 nt
Organism: Ostreococcus tauri
Lineage: Eukaryota; Viridiplantae; Chlorophyta; Mamiellophyceae; Mamiellales; Bathycoccaceae
Product: Ubiquitin-conjugating enzyme/RWD-like
Exons: 1
Coding region: 1-840 (279 amino acids)
Biological process (GO): positive regulation of hypoxia-inducible factor-1alpha signaling pathway; positive regulation of protein sumoylation
Molecular function (GO): protein binding
Source: RefSeq, a predicted model, not a curated record
AUGUCCGACGACGCCGAGCGACGCGCCGACGAGAUCAGCGCCCUCAUCGUCAUCUACGACGACGCAUGCGAGGUCGUGAGCGACUCCAGGGCGCGCGUGACGCUUAAAGAUGACGUCGACGACUCCAAAUGUGUCGUCGAGCUGAGACUCGGCGAAAACUACCCUUCGAGCGCUGCGCUUGAGGUAUGCUCGACGUCCACGGAGACGCUGACGCGUGAGGAUGAGGCAAAGCUCUUGUCACGCGCGCGCGCGUGCGCAGAGGCGUGCGCGGGGGCGGAAUCGGCGUACGAUGUGCUCACGGAGACGGAGAGCGUUUUUCGGGAGGUGAGCGCCAACGCGCGGCGAGAAGCGCGGCGAGAAGCGGUGAAAGCAGCGAGGGCAAAGGAGGCAGUGGAAGAGGAAUAUCACGCGGUGGUGAAGAUAGAUCACAUGAACGAUUCGGUGGGGUACCUGAAGCUGUUGCGAAAGUUUUGCGAGUCGAGCGGUGUGGGCGCAAGAGUUUUGCACGCCGAGCCACCCGAGGGCGCGGGGAAGCGCGUCGAGGGCGUCUUCGUCGCCCUCAGCGGAUCAAACGAUGGAAUCAAGACGUUUAUAUCUCGACUUCGCACCGAAUUUGUCGACGUCGACGCCAAGGGCGUGAAAUGUCGGGAGCGAAAAGCGACGACGCUUUGCCAUCGGGCGAACAGUACGGUGAAAGUUGGCGAGCGCGCCGUAGAAUCCUUCUCGGGAUUCGAAACGCUCGAGCCGUACGCCACGGAGAAUGAUCUCGAGCAGAAACUCGCGCUCUUGAAUCUAUUACACGUCGGUGACGGCUCCAGCCGAUUCGUCUCUACGUCGUAG